AUGGCUAGUGCUCUAGAGACAUUAUGUGGUCAAGCCUAUGGAGCAAAACAAAACCAUAUGCUUGGAAUCUACCUUCAAAGAUCAUGGAUCGUCCUCACAGGUUGUACCAUUUGCCUCACGCCCGUGUACAUUUUCUCAGGUCCAAUCUUCUUAGCCUUAGGUCAAGAGGAACGAAUUGUCCGUGUGGCUCAGAUCAUAGCUCUAUGGGUCAUAGGGAUCAACUUCUCCUUCGUACCAUCCUUCACUUGCCAAAUGUUUCUCCAAGCUCAGAGCAAGAACAAGAUCAUUGCCUACGUGGCUGCUGUCUCCUUAGCUGUCCAUGUCUUCUUAUCGUGGCUUCUAAUGGUUCAUUUCGAUUUUGGAAUCACUGGUGCUAUGACCUCGACGCUAGUUGCGUUCUGGUUGCCUAACAUUGCGCAGCUCUUGUUCGUCACGUGUGGUGGGUGUAAAGACACAUGGAGAGGAUUCUCUAUGAUGGCUUUCAAAGAUUUAUGGCCCGUAUUCAAACUAUCUCUAUCUUCAGGUGGAAUGCUUUGGUAA
Thlaspi arvense is the source of this 540-nucleotide messenger RNA. The record is from the annotation of a GenBank genome assembly. Lineage: Eukaryota; Viridiplantae; Streptophyta; Magnoliopsida; Brassicales; Brassicaceae.